Molecule: messenger RNA, 474 nt
Organism: Vicia faba (fava bean)
Lineage: Eukaryota; Viridiplantae; Streptophyta; Magnoliopsida; Fabales; Fabaceae
Source: the annotation of a GenBank genome assembly
AUGUGGUUUGGUGCUCUGCAAACACAACCACGUAAGUGGAAGCAUUUGACUCAGUGUAACUUGUUCUCAUGGAGCGCAUUGAACUUAUGCUUUUUGAGGGGAUCAAAUUUUUCUAAUCGGGAUCCAAUUGAUAAUGAAGACAUGAAUGUUUUAGGACACUGCGGUCCCCAUUCUCACAAUCUUAGGAAUCUGGAGCUGAUUUAUGUGAUUUUGGUGUUAAGUUUUGUCUGGUCUACCUCCAAUUCCCACUUCACAAACCCAUCAACAAUUGAAGGACAGAAAGUUGUUAGGUCAGUUGCUUCUUUUGCAUGUGCCUCCUACUGUGAAUACGGUGGUUGUUAUGUUGUGCUGGCAGCAUCAUUACCACAGUUAGGAAUUUUAAGGAAAAUCAUUUUCGUAGACAGUACUGAAACAGUUAAUGUUCGAGAUUUAAAGUGGAGCAAUGAUUCAUACAUAGUCCUUGAUGUUGAAUAA